UCUGCCAUCAAAUCCACUCGCAACAGUAGGUAGGUUAGCCUGGAGAGGGUACCUAACCCCCAGCUAAUUCUACUAGGUAGGAGCUUUCACUGAUAGCUUUACUGACCAGCUUCAAUGACGGUUUCAAUGUGGGCAAUAAACUCUGUCGGACAAGCGACUAUGCGAUUCGAGAUACCAUACCUAGCUUCCAUCGGGCAGUCGCAUUAGACUCCGUACCUACUGGGUGCGAAUGCUCGAUAACUACGAUACGGUUUAUGGUGCUGCUGAAACGAAUGACAUCUCUAUUGUUUCGAACAUGUCGUCGCUCUCCGACGAUGAAGAGGCCGAUCACCUCUUCGACAACCAGUCCAACGCCUCAUCCUCGGGCGACGACGAGCCAUUCCCACCGCCUCCAUUAAGCCAGAAUUACUUUGCGCCGCCCUUUUACGGCCGCCCGCCCACUCCGCUACCACCGUCGCCGUCUCUGACCUCUCUGCUUCGACCCUCGCGGCCUACGACUCCAGACCCGUCAGACGAUGACAUCGAGCCGGUGCAGCGCGCAUCUCCAAAGGUGCCGACGUACGAAUACUACGGUUUCGUCGUAUACCUGUUCUCGUCACUCACCUUUCUGAUCUACUUGUUGUGGGCGUACCUACCUUCGCCGUUCCUCCACGCGCUGGGCAUAUACUACUACCCGAACCGGUGGUGGGCGUUGGCAAUCCCGUCAUUCAUCACCAUGUUGAUCGUGUACAUAUACGUGGCUCUCGCGCUGUACAACACCGAGGUGCUGACGCUGCCUCUGACAUCCAUUGAGACCAUCGUCGACGAGGCAGCCAAGAUAGCCACCAUUGACAGUAAAGGACGCAUCAGGUUGAAGGAGGCCGGCGAACGAAAGCAGAUAACGGAGGAGACUGCGCGCCAGCUUGAUUGGAAGGGGAUUUGGAACAGGGGAACGGAUGCUGUCAUGGACGUACCCCUUGCAGGCGUGUGCGAGGUUUUAUAUGGAUGUUUGGAUGAUGAUGACGACCAGUAUGAGCAGCAUGGCGGUUCGCAUAGUGAUACCCAUAGUUCAAUUUAGAUGCAAUUAGCGAUGGCGUUGGUGUUAAUGGGUUUUAUAAAUAUUUCGGUGCUCGUGACAUGUGCCUCGAUAGCUUGAAGAUAGUACUCGGUACAGAUGAUGAUGAUGAUGUUCCCUAUCUUUCUAAUUUGGACCAGACCAUUUUGUUUGUCCAGAUGGUGUCGAAUGAGCGAGGAGAA
Xylaria bambusicola is the source of this 1236-nucleotide messenger RNA. RefSeq names its product PIG-P-domain-containing protein. Bases 230 to 1057 code for a protein of 275 amino acids. The transcript has a single exon. NCBI's taxonomy places the organism in Eukaryota, Fungi, Ascomycota, Sordariomycetes, Xylariales, Xylariaceae. The record is from RefSeq and is a predicted model, not a curated record.